AUGGCGGAAAAAUCGAAGCCACCAAACCCGACGCAACAACUCGUUUUAUUGUGUCGCAGAAUCCCGGACCAAAAAAAUAUUAAUCGAGUGCCUCUCGAUCUAAAAGCUAAUUCAAUUUCCGAACGAAACGCGAAGAAACGUAGAAGAUUUGUAAGAAGUUCUAAGAAAAUGAAUAAAUCACGAACGUUGAAGAAAAGUGAAAGCAAUUUAACUGAUAGUACAACACAGAAUGGAACGAACGUGGAUUUAAUUUCGAACGAGAAUAUUAUGAGUACUAGCGAUUGUUCAAAUCUAGUUAACAGUGAUUCAUCGUUGAUAGAAACGAAUAACGAUACGGUUGGAAAAAUUCCAGAUGAUCAGAAAAUAAAUACGGUGAAACGAGCGUUGAUUUCAGUUAAAAAUCCGGUGACUAACGAGAUUAAGAAAAUGUUGGUGCCGACCGAGAGCACAAACACUGGCAGAUUAAGCGUGAUUAAAAAUAUUUUGAUACCGGUUUAUGAUAAAAGUGGUGUUAUAUCGAACAUGAAAAAGGUCGUGUUGCCUAUCAAGCAAAAAUCCAAUUUAUAUGAAACGUCAAAGGAAAACAGUAAAAUGUUAAUAAUUGAUAAUACAAUGCAACAGAUGGGAAAUGUGCAAAAAGAGGACACGUCGACGAUAUCGAUCGAAAACGAAUUGAAAGGAUUAGAAAACAGCAAAAAUCCAGUGGCGCAAGUAGCAUUAAAUGAAAGUAGAGUACAAUGGCGAAAUAGAAGAGAAAAAGGAAAGACAAGGCGAGACAGAAUCACAAAAGUUUCCCAUCCUAGAAACAUCAAAUUCAUCAUUCAUCAAAUUUAUUCUUGUGACAAAUGUAACAAAUGGUAUCCAUCGAAAUUGCUCCUGGAAAAGCACAAGAUAACUCACGAAGACUAUCCGUAUUUACAACGUCCUACAUGCCAUUUAAAAUACAAGCGUAAAGCGAGACUAAAGUAUCAUCAUAUUCGCAUGCACAGCAACGUGGAGCCAAAGUUUAUGUGCGAUCACUGCGGGAAACGUUUAAAAUUGAAGAUCGAUUUGGUCGAUCACAUUGAAAAAACGCAUCUAAACGCUCGUCACGUCUGUAAAAUUUGUGGUAAAAUUGUCGAGAACAUCACGCACCAUGAAUGGCAGCACGACAAGACUGCGAAAAGAAACGCUUUCAAGUAUAGUUGCGAUGUUUGCCGUAAAAAAUUCUCGAUUCGUAACCACUUGGACAAUCAUCUGCUUAUGCAUAAGGAUGGUUUCAAGUGCACUUUAUGCGACGUUUUCUCUUCGCCGUAUUCUCUUUCUAGUCACAAGAUCAUGAAACAUAGACGUAGCUCGACGUGUACCAUUUGCGAGAGAUCAUUCCCUAGUACGACCAAUUUUUAUCAACACGUGCUCACUCACGAAGAGAAGAACCUGUCCUACGACAGCAAAGAAACCCAGAAAGAAAUUCGUCUUACUGUUUAAUAGCGGCCGAUAAGCCGUCAGGAAAAGGAUCGACACAAACCACAACAUCAAAUCUCAAGCACACAGAAUCAGAAAAAAUAAAAGAAUCGCAGCAACGCAAUUCAUCCACCGACUCGGAAUACGAUUCUGAAAAUUCACGAAAUGCCAGAAG
Messenger RNA from Bombus huntii, 1618 nucleotides. RefSeq names its product zinc finger and SCAN domain-containing protein 26-like. Gene Ontology annotation, biological process: regulation of transcription by RNA polymerase II. NCBI's taxonomy places the organism in Eukaryota, Metazoa, Arthropoda, Insecta, Hymenoptera, Apidae. The transcript has 3 exons. Gene Ontology annotation, molecular function: DNA-binding transcription factor activity; RNA polymerase II cis-regulatory region sequence-specific DNA binding. The record is from RefSeq and is a predicted model, not a curated record. The coding region runs from base 1 to 1467 and encodes 488 amino acids.